UCAAAAUCUAUCGAUUGUGCUCGUAUUCUCGAUCCGUUAGCUCAGUCCAAGCAUAGUAUUAUUAUUGUCGGAGCUAACUCUAAGACACUGCGCGUUCUGUAAAAGCGUAUAUAUUUGCUCGUUGAUUCAAGUGAAAAUAAAUAAGAAAUAAUUAAAAUUAAAGUUUAGUGUAAAUCUAGUUUAUAAAAAAGCUCCGAAUAAAAUGGCACCGAAGAAAUUCAAUGGAUUUAUGAUGUUCGUCAAUGAAUGGAGGGAAAAGACCGCGGAGGGUCGCGCAGUGAGCCUUCCCCAAGCGAUAAGCAAAUGUGGCGAAACAUGGAAAAAUAUGAAUACGCAACAACGCGGACCGUACAACAAGAUGGCCAAAAACGCUGAAGUGUCAGCGCGCUGCCAGGUGGAGCGCCUCAACUGCCAUGGCCAGUCGCUAUCUGCGCUGGAACGCGAGGAAAUGGAGGCGGCUGAGCGUGAGUUGAACAUGAAGCGCACUACGGAGCGCAUAGUGCUGGCUGGCAAGAAGCGUCAUGAUCUGGAGAACACGAAAUUUAUUUUUGCUGCAUUUAAUUACUUUACGAAGUCAAUGACAAAUGAUAUUUAUAUUCCGGCCGAGUUUUCGGCUUGUCAGUUCUCGUUGAAGUCUGGCAUUUGCUCGAUGUACAGUUCGCACAUCGAUCCGGGUCAGCUGAUUUUUGGCCAGGGCAGCGAGACAAUGCACCACACAAAGCAUACGCAUCAGUUGCCAUUGCCGCCGAAUGCUAUGGGUGAAUCGGACAUAGGCAGACUCUAUGCGAACAUCGUGGAGUACUUGCGCGCCUGCAAUCCGGAUGCCAAGCCCAAUGAUCCUCUCGUGGUCUUCGCGACCCCCGAAUUUAUGCCAAUAGUGAAGGGCUGCUUCCGCUACCUGGAGAGCGACAGCGAGGAGCCGCUGGCUACGAUCCACAUUUACGACAUACAAUACCUGCUGUACGUGCUCAAGCUGGAGGUCUUGGACAGUGUGGAUAUUCGGAACGUUACUGUAAAUAGGACCGCCACUGACAGUCUCUUUAUAAACGACUACUUCUGCUACCACUUGGGAAUUUCGUGUCAGUAUCAUGAGGAUAUCGAUCGCUGCCAGUACUGUACCCAAUCUAUAAUCAGCCGCUGGUGUUAUGUCUUUAGCGACUUCAUGUGCGGGGACCUAGCGAUCACACCUUUGCCUGGCAAACACAUGCCUCCCAAGCAGGAGCCGAAAUUCCGUGUGUCUAAUCCGGGUAAUGAGAGCGUCAACUCGUCCAGGAUAUCCAGCAACUUCUCAAAGACAACUAACAAGUCAACCGGGAAAGUCUCCAACGAUACAUUUACCUCGGGUCAGUCCAUUGUGAAACACGAGAUCUUCGAUCACUCGGCCUUCUCUGCCGAUUUGAAUGCAGCUAAAGAUUUUCCUAGCCUUGGUGGCCGGAAACCCAAACCGAAUCGCAAUCCCAUGGGCAAAGAUUUAGCUCCAGGUGAUCCAAGACGCGCUUGGAAUGUUCCAGCCUCCAAAUAUAGGGUUAAAGACUUCGAGGACUCGUUUAAAAUGCCGCCUUCUUAAAUAUACAUAUAUUAGACUUACGCGUUCUUGAAACCGAAUAAGGAAC
Molecule: messenger RNA, 1613 nt
Organism: Drosophila arizonae
Lineage: Eukaryota; Metazoa; Arthropoda; Insecta; Diptera; Drosophilidae
Gene: mael
Product: germ-plasm component protein maelstrom
Biological process (GO): regulation of miRNA-mediated gene silencing; piRNA processing; spermatogenesis
Cellular component (GO): nucleus; P granule
Molecular function (GO): sequence-specific DNA binding
Source: RefSeq, a predicted model, not a curated record